ACCGUGACUCAAGUACCGAGUCCGUUUGUACAUUUAUGUUUUGACUUGUGAGUAAUGCUUUUUUUGAUGACGCUUUAACUCAGUAAUGUUUGCUAUUUCCUCAUCUCCAAGCUGAUGUGGGGAAGGUCACAGUUGCAGUUAUUUAUUGACUGCUGACCACAACCAGACUCACAGCAUUAGAUGUACCUAAUCCAUAUAUAUUAUUUUAAUCAGAAUGCUGCUGGGAAUGUUCAAGAAGUAUAUCGGAUGGAUUUUCAUGAUUUGGCUUUCUGGAGCCCAUCGAUGUAAUUCAGAGAGUCCUUUUUGUCGUGCGCCCAUCGUAAAUGGAGGUUAUGUUUUUCCUCAGCAAGAUACAUAUUCACAUGGAACUGUGUUGACCUACGCGUGUGAAAAUGGAUUCAAGCCAGCAGUGGAGGGCUGGUGGGCAACGACGACUUGCCACAAUGGCAAAUGGUCCACUCAACCGCAAUGUAUCGAUGUCAACAAUUGCAUUCCUCCAACUAUUCCCCAUGCAAAAUACACGUCAAGCCAGACGGGUUGGUAUGAGGACGGCUACGUCAUAAGGAUAACAUGUGACCCCGGGUAUUCAUUCAAAGAUUAUGACGCUACAACUCAGUGCGUCAAUGGCAAAUGGCUCUCUGUACCGAUCUGCCAGCGAAGCACCCAGGCAUGUGAUGACCCCCCUAAAAUAACCCACGGCGUAAUCAUCAAUCAGGGCCCUCGCCAGGACGUGUAUGCUUCCGAUACUGAAAUACCGUACGAAUGCGAAGAUGGCUAUGAUGUCGAAGGAAAACAUAAAAAGUCCAUUUAUUGCAUCGGUGGAGCGUGGUCGGCCGCCCCGCCCUGCGUCAAACAAAUAAAGCCAACUCCUGGCAGUUCGACGUCUACUGGCGGUGAGACGGGGCCUGCAGGUGGAGGAUCUUCAACCCACACCGGCUCUACGGAUCCACAAGUGACCACAAUUGACCAGUGCGGAACGAUUCCCAUUGUCGCCGAUGGUGAGGUUGUGGAACGGGAUCCCAUGUUUUUGAAAUAUCAGUGCGGCAGUUUCUACAAACAAGUGGGUCCGGAGAAAGUGUUGUGCUACACUAACGGCCAGUGGUCCACGCCGCCCACCUGCAAAGCUUCCUACUGUUCCGUGGACACCGAUCACUACCCGCAGUUGAAAUACGACGGAGUGAAAUACAUCAAUGAUGGGGAGAGGGUGAGACUGGAAUGCGUCAAACUGGACCACUGGCUGACGAGUCAUUAUUCGGUGGGGCGGUGCAACAAUGGAAGAAUACAGUUGGGCAAAUGUGAGUAUGAUUUGGAAGUCAAAUUGCUGUAA
Messenger RNA from Hippocampus zosterae (dwarf seahorse), 1327 nucleotides. Its product is annotated as complement factor H-like. NCBI's taxonomy places the organism in Eukaryota, Metazoa, Chordata, Actinopteri, Syngnathiformes, Syngnathidae. The record is from RefSeq and is a predicted model, not a curated record. The transcript is spliced from 7 exons. Bases 215 to 1327 code for a protein of 370 amino acids.